AUGGAGUUCUUUAAUGACAAUGGGAUAGACCCCUUGAAGCCAUCUCUCUUCGAACUCCUGGCACAAGAGCAAUUGCGCGACCUCUUGCAGCCCGCUCUGAAAUAUGUCCUUGCGGUCUUCGCCCAACGUUAUCCACGCUACCUUUUGCGUGUAGUGAACCGCCACGAGGAGUUCUACGCUCUUGUCAUGUUGAUAGUUGAGCGACACUAUCUCAGAUCUCAUAAUGCUUCUUUCGCUGAAAACUUUUAUGGCCUGAAAAGGAGGCGCCGACCAUUCAUCGAGACCGAAAGGGCGAAAGCUGCUGUUGGAGGGAUACCAAGUGGAGAAAAGCUUCGAAGUCAGGAAAUAUGGCGGUCGCUACUGUUUCUGGUAGGCGUGCCAUAUCUCCGAGCGAAAGCCCAGGAUUAUUUCGAGGAACUUGGAGGAGGAGUUGGUUCCGACAUCCUCGACGAAGGUUUAGAUGCACGACAAGUACAAGCUCUCACUGACCAGAGCUUCAAGGGGCGGUUCAGACGCGUCUUUAAAGCCGCUUACCCCUAUCUCAAUACAUCUCUGGAACUUUGGCUAUUGUUGUGGAAUAUCGCCUACCUCUUUGACAAAAAACCUUCAUACCGUCCAUGGCUGAGCUGGAUAGGUGUAGAUAUUCGAAGAUUGGGGAUCGAAGACUUUAGAGCUGCAAGUUUAGCUGCACAGAAGAAGAUAUCUCCAGAUACGAAGCGCACAUUAACAACGCGGCUCAAACAACUUCUUUUAAGGUCCCCGCGUCUUCUGUUGGACUCGUUGCGUCUAUUGUUACCUACAGCGAUCUUUUUCAUCAAAUUUUUGGAAUGGUGGUAUUCGCCUGGAUCUCCUGCUCGCGCGUUAUCGGUCUCGCCUCAAGGCCCCGCAAUUCCACCACCAAGUAUGCUACCUCCUCAUCCACAGGGUAUCCCCUUCGACAAAACGGCCUAUGGGAUCUGUCCGAUUUGCAAGAAAGCCAUCAAUAAUGCGACUGCGUUGCCUUCAGGAUAUGUAUUUUGCUAUCGUUGUGCCUAUGAUCAGGUAGAGAAGCACGAAAAGUGUCCAGUGACCCUCCUGCCCGCUCGAGUAUGGCAACUGAGGAAAGUGUUAAUUUAA
Messenger RNA from Psilocybe cubensis, 1116 nucleotides. RefSeq lists its product as uncharacterized. Gene Ontology annotation, biological process: protein import into peroxisome matrix; protein monoubiquitination. Gene Ontology annotation, molecular function: ubiquitin-protein transferase activity; protein binding; zinc ion binding. The record is from RefSeq and is a predicted model, not a curated record. Gene Ontology annotation, cellular component: peroxisomal membrane; peroxisomal importomer complex. The transcript is spliced from 6 exons. Lineage: Eukaryota; Fungi; Basidiomycota; Agaricomycetes; Agaricales; Agrocybaceae. Bases 1 to 1116 code for a protein of 371 amino acids.